This is a messenger RNA of Bombus huntii, 3053 nucleotides long. RefSeq names its product gustatory receptor for sugar taste 43a-like. Gene Ontology annotation, biological process: sensory perception of taste. The coding region runs from base 1230 to 2558 and encodes 442 amino acids. Gene Ontology annotation, cellular component: membrane; neuronal cell body; dendrite. The record is from RefSeq and is a predicted model, not a curated record. NCBI's taxonomy places the organism in Eukaryota, Metazoa, Arthropoda, Insecta, Hymenoptera, Apidae. The transcript is spliced from 6 exons.
UUCGUCCUUUCAAAGCUCCAGAACUUAACAAUGGUUAAUUUUGAUACAUUUCAUGUUUGUCUAAAUAAUGUAGACAUUUGUGAAAGGAUAAGAAAUAUGACAUGAUUAAACGAUAGAGAAGUAGAUUGACAAAUACGAUACGGCGAAAGACCGAGUAUUGAAUAUUAUGGCACGAAUGUUCUUUCCCACGAUUUUCAUAUCAUGCUAAAUCAUGUCACAAUACCAUGAUACGAAUGUUUGUUUAGCGCAACAUGCUACCUUUAUUCAUGUAAAGAAAGGAAUAUGUAUGUACUUUGAUGAAAUGAAACUUCCACCGAAUUUGUUUAUUCCAGGUGAUCUUAUUUUCUUUUCGGCUAUUCGUAUUACAUGAUCCUUUAUCACAUGCCUUCUUCAUACUAUAAAAACGACUGUUCCUCCCGUUUGUUCAUACAUGUUUAUCAAUUUUCGAUUGAUUAAAUUUAAUAAAAAUGAUCAUAUACGCAAAACAUAUAGCAAACUUAAAACUUUAAUUAAAAAGUCUCUCUUUCUCCCUCUCUCCUUCUUUCUCAGUGUGCUCGCGCAAACUGUCCAAUAACUAAAUAUGUAUAUGUUAUGUCUAUAAACAUCUGUUGGUUGCGGACGCUCGCGCCCAACAAUACCAUUAAGCGCUCAACGAAGAAACGUGUUAUUUCUCGGCAAAGUCAAUAUCGAAAUAUCAACGAUAACUACCUGCCAACAAUUUGACAAGAAUGAAUGAACAGUCGAGACUAGUACUUGAUAUAAUCCCCUUUAAACGAUUGUAAAAAUCUGAGAAAUAGAGAGAUUGUGCCGCAUUAAAUAGUAAUAAAGUGCUAUUUUCUUCUUUACUCGCAACAUGUUUAAAACCAUUUGGCAUUUGUUUGACACGAGAAAGGUGUAGUGUAACGUAGCUGCUGUGCCGUGCUGUGCUGCUUUUUUUUUUAUCUCUGAUUGAUAUUUGUCCUUUCUAAUAAUUCUAAUAUUCAAGGAGCUAAACAGAAAUAUGUGUAUAAUAGAACAGCAAUAUUUAUUAUUUCAUUUUGUUGAUAGAAAAUAAUUUCAGUGAAUCGAUGUUGAAACAUGUGUGAUAUUGAAAUGUGAGGAAGAAGACCAAAAGCUUGUUUCUGCAUUUGAUCGAUUACGCAUGGAAAGGACAACGGAAUAAAAAUAGAUCGAAUCUUUUCUUCAAAUACAAUACAGCUAAAUUAGAAAAUCGAUCGAAAAAUUUGAAGAUGGAGUUAAAGCGGAUAGAGAAAAAACGAAAAGCUUCGUACGAUGGCAAUCUUCGUCGAGCGAUGUUUCCCAUAUAUUAUCUUGGUAAAUUGUGUGGUGUGGUUCCAGUAAGAUUUUACGUGCACGCUUCUGAAGGAUGUCAGGCUCGUUUAAAUAUCAUAGACCUCGUCUAUAGUUUGUGCGUACUGAUACUACUGCUCGGCGCGGAAAUUUGGGGCCUAUGGCGAGAUCUGAAAGACGGCUGGGAGCAUAGUACCAGACUGAAAUCUCGGACAGCGGUGAUCGCGACAUGCAGCGAUGUGCUUGGAGUAAUGAGCUUAACGGUCGUUUGUAUCGUUGGCUCCCCUUUCCGAUGGAAAUCCCUGCAACUUGUGAUAAACAAAUUAAUCGAGGUAGAUAAAAAAAUCGGUGUAUCGUCUACAAAGAAAGCUCGAAGGUUCACGAUUUGUUUAACGAUAUGUAGCCUCGUCUAUCUCUGGUUCAAUUCGAGUUUAGACUUUUAUUCAUGGAGUCGCAAAGCAAAAAGCCAAACAUUUGCUGACAAAGGUCCUAUUAACUAUGCACCUCUAUACGUAAUGUACACUGUGAUCAUUUCGGCAGAAAUCCAAUAUAGCGUGGCAACGUAUAAUAUAGGACAAAGAUUAGUUCGCUUGAACAGUAGCCUGAAAAGUAUGUUGGAUACAAAUAAUACAAAUAAUAGUAACAACGACGAUGCGAUCGGCUAUUUUCGAAAAUUUUCCGAAACAGCAGCUAACGACAUUGGAGGCAAGAAAGGAUGGAACAUUACACCAAAACGGCAACUCGUAUUAGGCAGCUAUAGAUUGUCACGGAAGAUGGAUGAAAGCAAAACCUACGUAAACAGUAUAUCUGAAUUGAUAAUGGUUCAUUCUUUACUUUGCGACACAGUAUCCCUCAUAAAUACUGCUUUCGGUGUCGUACUACUAGCCGUCACUAUAUCCUGUCUAUUACAUCUAAUCAUCACGCCGUAUUUCUUGAUCGUGCAAGCUAAUGAAAAACACGAAUGGAUAUUUCUAGUCGUACAAGCUGGAUGGUGUAUCAUUCACAUAAGCAGAAUGCUGAUAAUCGUUCAACCUAGCUAUUCCACAGUCGCGGAGGGAAAAAGAACGGCAACUCUCGUUAGUCAGUUACUUUCUUGUUGUUUUGAAGCAGACGUCCGACGAGAAUUGGAAAUAUUUUCGCUUCAAUUGUUGCAUCGACCUUUGGAGUUCUCAGCAUGCGGACUCUUUUCCUUGGACAGAAACUUAAUAACGUCGGUAAGAAUUCUUGAUUACUCGUAUGAAAAGCAAAUGCAUUUAAGCAAUACGUAAAACAUAUAUUAUUAUAUUUAUAUUGAUUGUGUGCAUGUACGCACAUAUGAUUUAGAUCGCGGGAGUUAUAACAACGUAUCUCGUUAUCCUGGUACAAUACUGAGCAAGAGAGGAAGAGUGAUAGAGAGACAAUCGCAUAUUACGAUAAUGACAUUUAAUAUACCAAUUCUCGUAAACAGCGGUAAUAUACAAAUACAAGUUACUCGUAUCAUAAUCCAACUACUAAUAAUAACGAGUUGUUCCAUCGAUCGAACGAUCGACGUUUAAUUAAGAGCGCACCUCGUACGGUGUCUAGAACUAGACGUCAGUCACAGCCUAUCCAAAAUAUUCCUCGGCCUCGUCUUGCUGUAUCUCUGAGAAGGGAAUAAGAUCGCCUAAAAACGGGAAACUUGAAUAGUCUCGUUUGAAGAAGCCAGGUAUCUCCUCGUUGAAUCAACUUAUACGCCUAUGUAUACAUACGAUUGUAUAAGACAAAUACAACCUAUCGUAUACUGA